Caenorhabditis auriculariae is the source of this 3735-nucleotide messenger RNA. The record is from the annotation of a GenBank genome assembly. Lineage: Eukaryota; Metazoa; Nematoda; Chromadorea; Rhabditida; Rhabditidae.
AUGCUUUCGACAAAGUUCCACGAUCGGGCCAUCGGACGCAAGAAGAAAUUCGAAGAAAAGCAGCCUCUAGACCCGAUAGCGGACUUCUUUUCGGAGCUUCCAUAUCGCUGCAGUGAAGAACUUGAGUCUAGUGGUAAACGGGAACUGACGGAGGAGUUUAUCGAAGCGGGUCAGAAAUUCGAGGCCGUCAAAAAAGCGCACCAAGCUGGAAAGGAGUUUGAACCGCCGCAGGGAACUCGUAUCUGGUCGGAUCUUCGACUGCAAGAUCGUGAUAAAAUGGAGAUAGCCAAACUGCCCGAACAGCAAAUGGUCGAGAGGAAGCAACUACGUUAUGUGCAAAAAUGUCCACCGGCGGCUUUCUUGAAAAGACGGCAAAAAGCUGGACUUGAUCCGCCUUCCAAAGCUACCACCAGCGUCGUCAAAACGGAAGAGUCCAAAAUGAAAGAGAAGAGAAAGGAGGAUCCAAAGGCAGAAGAAAGGAAGAAGGAAGGCCCAAAAGCAGAAGAGAAGAAAAAGGAGGAUACAAAGGCAGAAGCGCCGAAAAAGGACGAACAAAAGGCAGAAGAGAGGAAAAAGAAGGAAAAAAAGACAGAAGGGCCGAAAAAGGACGACGCAAAGAAAGAAGAAGCAGCCAAACAAGGAGAUGCGCCUAUUAAGUGCGUGAAACCUGAAGAUAUUGUGAAGAGGGUUCUGAAAGAAGAUCAGCCCAAAAUGGUGUUCAUUAUGCCGCACGAGAACAUCCAGCUCGAGAACUGUCAUCCGCUGUCUCUUUCGAGCCCAGUUCAAGCGAAGUACGACACGUUCAAGACCAAAUCGAAAGUUUUGAGUAGGUUUUUCCUUUCUUCGACAGUAGUAAUUCACUCACAGUUCAGGAAUUUUUAUAAGAUACGUAUUAAGUAAGGAAGCGCUUUGGAAGGAUAAUGUAUGAAAUUUUUGCCUUCAAUUGGAAGUGAGGGCAGAUUAUUCAAAAAUUGAGAGAUCAAGAGGGCGAUGGACGGAAAAAAAUAUUUUUUUCGCAUUCCGUGUUUUUUUCGAUGUGGCUUUUAAAAAAAACAUACUUUGGUUCAAUUUUUUUCACUGUCUUAUCAUUGAAGACGACAAAAUUUUUUGCUUAUAGUCUGUGUACCAGAAUUUCACCAAACGACAUUCCGCUAUGCCGCUGCGCGCCUUUGCGAACCUUGGUCGCGCUUUUAAUUUUUUUUUUUUUCUUUUUUUGAGGUACUCUACUUUCAUGUGCUCCCAUAGCAACAACAAUAAAUUGAAAGUGUGACCUAGUUUCGAAAGACGCUUCGCGAAAGCACGCAGCGGAACUGCGGAAUGUCGUUCGGUGAAAUUUCAAGUCGUGGUACACAGGCUAUACGUGUUCUGAAAAUAUGGUCGAUGCUUUUUGCGUUUUUUUGCUCGUUGAAGGGGAGAAAAGUUUUUUUCGAAGAAAUCCGAAUAAGUGUCAAAAGAUAGAUUCAACCUGAUGAGCAUCUUACGCGAUGUUCCAUGACUGAAAAACUUUGAACGAAAAAGAAGGCGAUUUGGCACGAAAACAGUUGAUAAUCUUUUGUUGAAGCCAAAUGUUCGCUUUUUUUAAGCAGGUUAUCAGGCGCUCACCUCAGCUCAAACUACUAUAAUAAAUAUUUGAUAAAAAUUCAUGGGACUCCAUUGGAAUGAUCUUUUUUUCUGAAAAACUAUCUUACGCUGUAUCGAAAUUUGCGCCUGUGAGAAAGAAACCCUGUGAUACCUCAAAUGUGAAGAAGAAAUUUUUUUCAGAAGAUACGUUCGCAGUUUUUUUCGUUGGUACUGCAAGAGCUGCAGAAAUACUAUCAUGGACACGCAAAAGGUAUAAAGAUGCUGUGAGAGAGAGAAAACGUUAUUUUUUUGUUUUGAUUUCAGCUUGGGAGCUUAUUAACGCAAACGCCAACCAAGUAGAGAUCCAAAUGGUAGAAAGAGUGAGAAACUUCGCUUAUUUUUGAUAUAAUGAAUCCAACUUGGCCCGGUACUUGUGCUGUUGUAAAUCGAAAGGAUAAAAAAAUACCGCAAAGCAAACGUCCCCUCUACGAAACUCCAUGUGAGUUUUUUUACGAAGAAGUUUCAAAGUCAACUUUCUACCCGCUUGAAAUGUUGUGGAAAAAGUUUGAAGAACAGUUUUGGUUUCUUGAUGCUAAUACCUGAAACAGACACAUACUGUUUCUUCGUUUCCCGCAGCUAGAUAACGACAAAAUAGUGUGUGUGAAAGAAAGAGUUGUAAUGACCUUUAUGCGUCCCAUGUCAGAGAGAAUGUCAUUCUUCUGACCGUUCGUUCAACCGACUAGUUUCUGAAAUUUUCAAAAAUGACCGACCAUUUUUGAAAUGACAUUCCGAACAUGCAAAAAACAACAUGUCAUUCAGAAGUGACAUGUAGAAAUGUUGGAACUUCAACCGUUCGACCAAUGACCAUUUAUUAUGACAUGUUGAAAAAAUAUUGAUCGAACGGUCAAUUUUCUAAACUAUAAUCCACCUUAAUGAAACCUUUGCAGUCAAAAAUCUGACUCUUUCAAUUAAAAUACCAAACUCUGAGUUAAAACUUCAAAUCAAAAUUUAUUGAAUUGGGGAUUAAAAUCGGGAAAAGUAUUUCGGAUCACAGUGGACGGAGGGGAAUGUUGGAAAACAGCUCUCUGUUGCUGAACAAGUCGAGAAACUCUUUGAAAGAGGUGGUAAACGUGUUGGGUUGAAUCUCGGCAUUGAAGGUCAGACAAGUCGUUUUCAGUAGCCUACGACCAUCUCAAAAGGUUGCGCGUUGCCGCCAACCCAAACGAGAAGCGGCUUCUGGAGCUGUUGGAGGCCGGACACGCAGAGAUGGCGAACCAAAUGCACGCUGAAGGUCUCAACUACUACUACUGGCACAAAAGUUCGUCUUCCCUCUUUCUUCGCAGCUUUCGACACUUGAAAAAAUAAAAAAUAAAAUUCGUAUUCAAAGACUUGAAUAAAGAGCAGCAACAAACUUCAUAAUUUUUCAGAAUUCAUAAAUGUUCCACCCACGGUUCUGCCAGGAGAGUCCCUCGGCGACGCUGCUAGGAGAAUUUAUAGUAAGUUUAUUCAUUUCGGUUUGUGAUUCUUGUCUCUGUCAUUUUAGUGCGCAAACUAAAGGAGUUUCAAGUUUGAUCGAAUAAGAUAUUUUUUUCAGGGUUUGAAGAUCGUUACAAGGAAAUCGAAGAUCAACUGGCCUACGUUCGUAACUUGGCACAUCCAAAUGAAAAAGCCCCGGAAACUGAUGAAAGAACUUGCCCCGACCACUGCGAAAAACGUCAGAAAAAGAAGAACACGAAGGACAAGAAGUCGGAGGAAAAAGAAUUCGAAAGAGAACAAAACCGAAGAAGGCCUGAAAGAUGGCAAAAAUUUCGUUUCAAUGUUUAUUCAACCAUUUUUUUCAAAUAAAUAUAUUUGUUACACCCUUCCAAACUUUGAAUUUUUUUGUUUGUGAGCAUAUAUAGAAUUGCUUGAAAAUUCGUCAAAAGGAAUUAUUUUUGAAAAAUGAAGAAAUCUCAAUAUUCCAUCAAGGGGCCCCGUUGGAUCUUUUUUUAGUUGUUAAAAUAUCUAACCUUCGAGUCAAACAUGUGGAACUCCUUAAAAAAAUCGCUAUGAUUAAAAAAAGUAAAGCUUCGUAUCGAUUUGCGCGGCACUAUUUGUAUUGUUUCAAUCUCGAAAUUUCUCAAAAAUCUCGAAAAUUCGAGUCUCGUGCAUCCGGAUUCAGUACUUGUGCGGUGA